Molecule: messenger RNA, 1010 nt
Organism: Rhincodon typus (whale shark)
Lineage: Eukaryota; Metazoa; Chordata; Chondrichthyes; Orectolobiformes; Rhincodontidae
Gene: dph5
Product: diphthamide biosynthesis 5
Exons: 8
Coding region: 42-911 (289 amino acids)
Biological process (GO): protein histidyl modification to diphthamide
Molecular function (GO): diphthine synthase activity
Source: RefSeq, a predicted model, not a curated record
CUGCAUGACAAGACUUUUUAAUAAGUUGCAGAUUACGGAGAAUGUUGUAUUUGAUCGGCCUGGGCCUGGGGGAUGCCCGGGACAUCACAGUGAAAGGUUUGGAAAUUGUGAGGAGCUGCAGCCGGGUCUACCUGGAGGCCUACACCUCCCUCCUGACUGUCGGCAAGGAAGUGCUGGAGGAAUUUUAUGGCCGUGAACUCCUCAUUGCAGAAAGAGAGAUGGUCGAACAAGAAGCUGAUGAAAUUUUGAAAGAUGCUGCUGAUAAUGAUGUUGCCUUUCUUGUGGUAGGAGAUCCCUUUGGGGCGACAACACAUAGUGAUCUAGUUCUGCGGGCUGUAAAGGCAGGAAUUCAGUACCACGUUGUACACAAUGCUUCCAUAUUAAAUGCAGUUGGAUGUUGUGGUCUACAGUUGUACAAUUUUGGAGAAACUGUAUCUAUCGUAUUCUGGACAGAAAGCUGGAAGCCUGAAAGUUUCUAUGAUAAGAUCAAAAGGAAUCGGCAGACAGGAGUUCACACAUUAUGCUUACUUGACAUCAAAGUGAAGGAACAGUCUCUGGAAAAUCUAAUGAGGGGGAGAAAGAUCUUUGAGCCUCCCAGGUUUAUGUCUGUGAGUCAAGCUGCGGAGCAGCUGCUUGAGAUAAUUGAAAACCGAAGAGAUAAAGGAGAGGAGCUGGCUCUGACUGAAGAGACCUUGUGUGUUGGCCUGGCCAGAGUGGGUUCCAAAAAUCAGAAAAUUGCCGUUGCAACUGUACAGCAAAUGGUGAAGAUGGAUCUGGGUGACCCUUUGCAUUCUCUGAUCAUCACAGGCCAUAUGCAUCCUAUGGAAAUUGAGAUGCUUAAACUAUUUGCUGUGGACAAAUCAAGUUUUAAUAAGCUUAUAACACUUGAUGGAUCAACAUACUACUCAUAACAACAAAAAAGUGUAAUUUUAAGUCUUAAUUCAAGUAUAGUACUUCACUGGAAGUGGAAAAAAAGUUGCAGUGUCUGAUAUAAAAAGUGAUGAAGAGCA